This is a messenger RNA of Chanos chanos (milkfish), 5283 nucleotides long. RefSeq names its product KN motif and ankyrin repeat domains 1a (gene kank1a). Gene Ontology annotation, biological process: negative regulation of actin filament polymerization. The transcript has 12 exons. The record is from RefSeq and is a predicted model, not a curated record. Lineage: Eukaryota; Metazoa; Chordata; Actinopteri; Gonorynchiformes; Chanidae. Gene Ontology annotation, molecular function: protein binding. The coding region runs from base 288 to 4178 and encodes 1296 amino acids. Gene Ontology annotation, cellular component: cytoskeleton; cytoplasm.
UAGCAAACUGCAAAAGUAGGAACGUCGAGCGACCUGUGAGCCUGUGUGCGUCUACCAAAAACGUAUAGAAAUACGAUUAUUUUUUGAUAGAACAGAAUUAUCGCAGCAGUAUCGGCAGCAGCAACAUUUAAAGGCUUCAUUUCCCAGAUCAACUUCACGGCACGCUCGCAAAGCAUUUCAAAACAGCUUGCACCGAGAGGUUUACAGGCUGCAUGGUAAGCUGGAUCUGAUGCAUGACAUUUGCAUGAGCCCAUUGAGUCUUGGUGUGGGACCGACACUGAUCAGCCAUGGCACAGACUUUACACGUUAACAGCAUCCACUCAGAGAAUGAUGAGGCUGAGAAAGACCCUUACUACUUGGAAACACCUUAUGGUUUUCAGCUAGAUCUGGACUUCCUCAAGUAUGUGGAUGACAUUGAGAGGGGCAACACCAUCAAGAAGCUGAACAUUCAAAGGCGGCCCAAGCCCCCUAAGUCACUUGUGGUCUCCCAGGGCAGCGUGAGUGGCCAGACAGAGUGGACUUCAACUGACUCCCUGUCUUCCUCUAACAGCGAUGAGAGCAAGCAGUCACCCAUUUACUACACAACCAGGAACCAGCUAACCUCUCUGAGUCGUCCGGCUCUGGUCCAUGAGGUACCCCAAACCUUUCUGAGUGCGCCUGAGGCAAAGGAGCAGCUGCCUCCCCCUUCUCCCCGUCUCCCACGGCACAACGCUCAAGUGGAGAAGACCCUGAUGGAGACGCGCAGGCGGUUGGAGCAAGAACGGCUUCUAAUGCAGCCACCCUCCAGUGAGCCUCCUCGAAGGCGAUUGGCCAGUUUCGGAGGAAUGGGCUCCAGCAGUUCUUUGUCCUCGUAUGGUGGUGGUUCAGUGGGUGCAAGCCAGAUCUCACCCAGCUCACUCCCUAUGCAUCAUAAUGGACACCUGGCUAAUGGUGAAUACAACCCCUACUUCACUGCCUCAGUAGGAAACUCCAUCCGACACAGUCCCCUUAGCUCAGGUAUGACCACACCUGUGACCAACGUCAGCCCCUUGCACUUGCAGCAUAUCCGUGAGCAGAUGGUGGUGGCUCUAAAGCGUCUGAAAGAGUUGGAAGAGCAGGUGAAAACCAUCCCAAUCCUACAGGUCAAGAUAUCGGUCCUGCAGGAAGAGAAGAGACAGCUGGUAUCGCAGAUUAAGAACCCAAAACUGGCAGGACAGGGUCUGGAAGGGGGGUUCCGGAAACGCUCAUACAGUGUGGGCAGUGCUGACCAGUACAAGCCCCUGUCUCAGUUACAGAAGAACUCAGAACUGCACAUAGAUGAGACAGCGAACACAGAGCAGAGCACCCAGAGGCUGCUGGAGUUCCGACAGCUUACGGCAGACAUGCAAGCCUUACAGAAGAAGACCCAGGACCAUAGCACGGAGCCUGAGCCCAGCUUAUGCCAAACGCUAAACAGCCCUAAUCAAAAUACUUUGCUGAAACCAUUGGGUGGUGAGCACAAGUCCGUUGGCGUUGGCACCGAUGAGCAUAUGAACAGCAUGGUUUUCUCUGGCAGGUUGCCAGGGCGAAGCCAGGAUGUUGCCAUCGGGACAGAGUUUCAAACACGGAGUGUGGCGGUUGGGGUGACUGAAGCCAUGUUGGGGGUUAGCACGGAGGUGGAGACUGAAAUUGAAAUGCAACAUCAGACCAUCGAAGCCCUGAAGGAGAAGGUGUACCGCUUGGAAGUGCAGCUGAAGGAGACCACCCAUGAGAUGGAAAUGGGAAAACUCAAGCUGGAGCUGCAAGCAGCUGGCUCAAGAAAGAAGGUUGACAAGAGCUUGAUGGCUAGACCAGAGAUGUACAACACUGCAGUGGAGGCAAAGAUCUCUACACAGAGUCAAGGGGUUGGUAAUCAUUCGGAGGUGAAUGGCACUAGCACAAGUUGUGUCCCACAAACACAGACAGUGGGUAUAAGCUGCCAACCAGCCACAGAGCAUGUUGCUGUAGGUCCAGAGAUACCUAUGGGUCGAUGGGUGGUGGAGGAACGGGUGGAGGUUUGUGAAAUGGGAAUUAACACAGAGGAGAUGGUGGAGGCAUUAGGAGAGUCCAAAAAGGAGGUAGAAUGUGCGAAGGAGUUUAGGUCCAUUGGAUCUGGAAGCUGUUCUGUGGAUGUAAUUGUCAGUCCUGUUAAAGAGCUGAUCACCCAGGGCACACUGACUGAUGCGGUGACCAAAAUGAACUUGGGAGUCAUGGUCUUGCCUGAAACCUGUUCUCAAUACACAAACACAGAAGUGAAAACAAUUAGCAAGUUCACUAACACAGAUAAGACAACCCUCCUUGAUUCUUGCACCACCACUCAGCUUUCCACAGAAGACAAGCAAACUAACACCAUACCUAUGGAGAGUCGCACAGUUGCUGUGGGAGAUGGUUUAGUAAAAGAUGCGCUGGCCACUGUGAAGACACGCUCGAUAGCAGUGGGCACCACAGCAGCUGGAGAGGCAAACCAUGAAAAGCUAUCCACAGCCAAAACCAAAGAUAUUGGGGUCGGAUAUGCUAACAUCCAUGAGAACUUUCUGGUGGGACUCAAGACCAGAAACAUAGCCUGUGGACCUUCUCAGCCUACCCCUCCACCACACACCUGGAAUGUGUCCGUUGGAGACUCGUUGGGGACAGAGUGCCUGCAGCCACCCCUGGAGGCUGGAGUGGGCCUGGAUCACUACAUAGAACGAGUGCAAAAGCUCUUGCAGGAGCAACAGAUGCUGCUAGCGGAGAACUACAGUGAGCUGGCUGAAGCAUUUGGACAGCCUCAUUCCCAGUUCAGCUCAAUCAACAGCCAACUGGUAAACACGCUUUCAUCAAUCAACUCAGUCGUGAAGUAUGGAAGUGUGGAGGAGCUCCACAAUAAAGACCAUCUCAAACUUCAAGUAGACUCUCAAGAUGCUAAACAAGACUCACAGACAGCCAGUGACAUCAGCACCUCAUCAGUCACUGUUAGGACAGAGAUCAGAGGGUCACCACAGAGUGUGCCAACAGAUGACUCAAGAUCACAAACACCAGAGCAGAGUGCUUUGACACAACAGAUGAACUCUGCUCUGCAUGGCCAGCCGUGCAGUCAGAGCACCCUGAAGUCCAUAAUGAAAAAGAAAGAUGGCCGCCAAGGUUCUAGCAGUACCAAAAAGAACCUGCAGUUUGUAGGUGUUAAUGGAGGGUAUGAGACAACAUCUAGUGAUGAGUCCAGCUCAGAGGACAGUAGUUCUUCAGGAUCCGAAGAUGAAGAUGACGACUACAAAGAAAGGAUAGAGAAAACAGAGGAAAGGGUCAAAGAGGAAUUGGGUAAUGAGGGAGAAGUGAAAGCCAGAAGAAGGGUUGAAGAGACAGAUCCAGGAAAGGAGGAGACAAGAGAAAGGUAUGAGUUAAGUGAGAAGAUGGUGUCUGCAUGCAAAGCCCUGCAAACUUAUCUCAAUGAUCCUGAAGCUUUAUCCAGCAAGGACUUGAGGGCUUGUCUUAACACGGUCCAGCAUGAGUGGUUCCGCGUGUCCAGUCAGAAGCUGGCCAUUCCAGCCAUGGUGGAAGAUUACCUGAAUGCUUUCAGAGUCAUUUCGCCAGCUGUUCUCCAGCACAUUGUCAACAUGUCUGAUGGCAAUGGAAACACUGCCCUCCACUACAGUGUGUCUCACUCCAACUUUGACAUAGUCAAAAAACUGCUCGAUGCAGAUGUCUGUAACGUCAAUCAGCAGAACAAGGCUGGCUAUACACCCAUCAUGCUGGCAGCACUGGCUGCCGUGGACGCCCACAAAGAUAUGCAGAUAGUGGAAGAACUGUUCGGCAAAGGAGAUGUCAAUGCCAAAGCCAGCCAGGCGGGACAGACAGGGCUGAUGCUAGCUGUUAGCCAUGGCAGGAUGGACAUGGUGAAGGCUCUGCUGGCCUGUGGGGCAGAUGUGAACAUCCAGGAUGAUGAGGGGUCCACGGCGCUCAUGUGUGCCAGCGAACAUGGACAUGUGGAGAUAGUCAAGCUGCUGCUGGCUCAGCCGGACUGUGACGCCACCCUUAGAGACAGUGAUGAGAGCACGGCCCUGUCCAUUGCUCUGGAGGCUGGACACAAGGAUAUUGCUGUGUUACUCUAUGCUCAUGUUAACUUCUCCAAAGCUCAGUCACCGGGAACACCCAGACUUGGCAGGAAAACCUCCCCCAGUCCAACCAGGAGGGGCAUAUUUGAUUAGGGAUCUAAUCCUGACCACCCCACCCCCCCUCCACCACCACCACUACCACUACCACCACCACUAUCACCAUUGCUGCACUGCACCACACCAGUCAGGCUGAAGCACCGUUCUCUACAUAUGCAAACAUCAAGGACACAGCUUUUUCUUUGUGUCUUUCCUCUGGCUCUUCUUUCUUUGGUGUUCUCAGUCAUGUUUUAGAACCUAUGUUGACUGGGUGACUGAAUCUGGUCACUUAUGCGGGAGAGGUCUGGACUCAUUGUGAAAGCAUGAAGAGUUACAAAUGCAUUUUAUGUCAGAGAUCACCAGCACUAGUCCAUUAUAGAGAAACCCAAGCCUUUGCAUCAGUGUUUUACACUGGAGCUUUACUGCAGACACCCUCUACAUCACAUUAUGAUGACACUAAUAUUGAAUACAAAUAUUUCUCCAUGUUUUAGCCAUGUUGUUUCUACUUUUCAUUUGUGUAUGUACAGCCCUGAGUUUAAUCAGUAGUUUUAUGGGCUUAAUAAUCAGAGAGAUCUUACAGAAUAUUUACCAGAGCUCUGUACUGAAACUAUCAUUUUACAUACUGUCCUCUUUGAAGCUCAUCAAAACCCCAAAUUAUUCAACUGACACGACAGGCUGAAAUUUCAAAUCAUCCAAUCAUCAUUUUAAACUCGUACUAUAUUUAGAUUGGGAAUGGACUCUGAUUUUAUACAUUUUAUCUGUUUAAAAAAAGCAUAUUUUUGGAAUUUCCUAUGACAUUUUAACACUACAUGAAGUUAAAUAUAUUUAUCAAUUAAAGGUUUUUUAUUGCAAAUGUAAUUGUAUUUUCAGUGUACAUAAUGUAUGUUUUCAGUAUGUGGAUGUCAUAAUUAUAAAACCCUAUAUCUGUACAAUAGGCUGCCCUGUCUUAGAGUUUAUUGGGUACUUUACUCAUAAAUAUGAAUUUUAGAUACCUUUAUACUUAACUAUAAAUUGAAUGAAAAUGGCAUGAAUCUUCCUAGCACUCUUCCCCUCACAGAUGAAAACAUCUUGAAAUCCCUGUGGUUGAUUUUUAACUCACCGUCUCCCUCUUCUGGUGUCUGUUGGCAUAUACAGUUGAUGUAAUUUAUUUCUCAAUAUGUUA